AUGUCCACUGUGGCCGCCAUUACCGAGAUCACUUCCCUCUCCGCGGCGCUGUCCUCAACGGCGAAGAGGCUGCCCCCAGGACUCUCCUUUCUCGCGCCGCGCUGCGUACUGCUCUCCGCCGCGAUCCUGCUACACGACACCUAUAGCUGUCCCGCGGGCCACGACGGGCGACUGCGCUCUCAAGAGGAGACGGCGCAGCAGAUCCACUCCGUGGAGGCGCUGACGAAUGCCAGCAAGGACGUUGCAGCGCUGGCCGAGGAGUUGCUGCUCUUCAUCCUUUCCAUGGAGAAGGAUGGUUCCGGCGGCGGCGACAGCGUGAGCGAUGUAAGCCCGCUCAUCCUGGACUCGCUGUACGGCGCAGCAAACACCCUCGCGUGGCUCGUCAGGGAAGAAGGAUUGGCGCAGUACGAAGAUGGGGCGAACUCCAUCAAGCGCUGCCUGGAGAGGCUGGGCGUGCGGUGGGGGUUGGCGGGGGAGUAUGGGCGGAUGCUGGAACAGCAAGAUUUUGCGUACAUGAUGCAGAACAAGGGACUACUUACGCUGCGCGCCUUUUGA
Molecule: messenger RNA, 555 nt
Organism: Colletotrichum spaethianum
Lineage: Eukaryota; Fungi; Ascomycota; Sordariomycetes; Glomerellales; Glomerellaceae
Exons: 1
Coding region: 1-555 (184 amino acids)
Source: RefSeq, a predicted model, not a curated record